UCUCUCUCUCACUCGCUCUCUCUCUCUCUGUGCGCGGAGAGGAUACUCAUCAUCUUUGCUGAAGCGUCUCACAGCGGAGAAAAGCCAUGGCAGCUGCGAACCGUGUCCUUGUUUACGGAGGAAAAGGAGCACUCGGCUCGGCAUGUGUGCAUUAUUUUAAGUCAAAAGGCUGGUGGGUUGCCAGUAUUGACGUCGUCGCGAAUGAAGAAGCGAACGCAAACAUCCUGGUGAAGCUCUGCGAGUCAUUCACCGAUCAAGCCGCUCAGGUGACGUCAGAUGUAGCCACAUUGCUGGGGGAACACAAAGUCGAUGCCAUUGUUUGUGUGGCAGGAGGAUGGGCUGGAGGAAACUGUAGCUCAAAAGACUUGUAUAAGAACUCUGAUAUGAUGUGGAAACAGAGUGUUUGGACCUCCACCAUUUCCAGUCAUCUUGCGUCGCUCCAUCUUAAGCCAGGAGGCCUGCUGACCCUCUCUGGAGCAAAGGCCUCACUGGAAGGCACUCCAGGUAUGGUUGGGUACGGCAUGGCCAAGGCUGCAGUCCAUCAGUUGUGCAAGAGUCUGGCUGGAGAGAACAGCGGUCUUCCAUCUGGAGCUGUCGCUGUGGCCAUUCUUCCGGUUACCUUGGAUACACCAAUGAACAGGAAAUUCAUGCCUGACGCAGAUUUUGGGAGCUGGACACCGCUGGAAUACAUUGCAGAAACCUUCUACAGCUGGGCCACUGGGUCAGGCCGGCCAGCCUCAGGCAGCCUCAUACAGUUGGUGACUACUGGGGGGAAAACCGAAGCCUCGGCGGCCCAGUAAAGGGGGAACAGAGGAAAAAAUAGAAAUACAAAAACAUAAAGAGUAGAGGAGAGCAAUGUUUACCAAUAUACUGUGCAGCAGAGGAGAAAGAGGUCAUACGAACGCGGAUGGAAAAUGAGAGAUGUGGCAUUUCCAAUCAUCCAGUCUCAUUGGAAAUACAGUACAGUAUCUCUGAAUUGGCCAAAGUAUUAACUUACAUGUUUAAUGUUGAGUCUAGAUGAUGAGCGUAUGUUUGUGACUUUUGUCUUGACAACAAAAGGUGUGCCGCUGUCGUAUGUGAAACGUACAGUCUUCUAUUCCAAAAAGUGGCCUUAGUUUGUGUGAGUGUGUGUUUACAGGUUUAAAUUUCAUGUAUGGAUGCUGUAUUUUUAGAGUAUUUUCUCCCCAGUUUGUUGUAGCUGCUGCUGCUGUACGAGUUCGGACCAUACUUACAAAAUAAAAACAAUUGAAAACAA
Labeo rohita (rohu) is the source of this 1255-nucleotide messenger RNA. RefSeq names its product quinoid dihydropteridine reductase a (gene qdpra). The transcript has 7 exons. Gene Ontology annotation, cellular component: cytoplasm. NCBI's taxonomy places the organism in Eukaryota, Metazoa, Chordata, Actinopteri, Cypriniformes, Cyprinidae. Gene Ontology annotation, biological process: tetrahydrobiopterin biosynthetic process; L-phenylalanine catabolic process. Bases 87 to 800 code for a protein of 237 amino acids. Gene Ontology annotation, molecular function: NADH binding; NADPH binding; 6,7-dihydropteridine reductase activity. The record is from RefSeq and is a predicted model, not a curated record.